CAAAGAGUUCCACACGUCCAGGAAGUGGAGAUAAUUUCAUCAGCAGUGGGACAGGGGUUUCUGGAAGUGGCUAGACUGGCUUGAUUCGUUUGGAAGAAGCAAGAGUCUCUGUUAAGAAUAACGACUAAAAAAUUGGAGUGUCAAAAUGACCAGACGAAAACCUGGAAAACGAUGGAGAAAGACUGGUAAUGAAGAAGACCCAAAUAAACGACCAAGAAGGAUUGCACAAUUGUCAUCCCUACCUGAAGCCACCAAUGUUCAUGUGGAGACUGAUCAGCAAUAUUUAGGAUGUAGCACCUGGGGAACACGGCAGGAGGUUGGGGUGCCUCCUGGAGGAGCCCAGAACGAACAAGUCCAACCUCCGGUUGUACAUGCAGGAUCUACCCCACUCACUCUGGAACAUCAAACCUCUCACCACCUGCCAGCACAAGGGAGCAUGGCACAAGAGAGUAUGUCAACUGUUUACUCUUUUGAAGACUAUGAAGAAUCAUCUUCCAGAUCAGCCUUCAGAGAUCCCCCUGAUGGCCUAACAACUGAACUACAAGGCAGUGUUGAGUAUGAUCCAUCUCAAUCAUUUGAGGAAGCUCUCCCUGAUGUGGGGGUUUGGACGUAUGAUGAUGGACAUAUGUUCAGAGAGGGAUUUGAAGAGGAUUUGAGUGAGGAGUGUGCAGAAGAGUCAAAUUUCAAGGACACAACAGACAAGCCAUUAUAUGACAAUGCAUCAAUAACUGUGUCAGAGUGCCUUUUGAUCAUCAUGGCUUAUGUAAACUGUCAUAAAGUAACUGAUAAGGCCCUUAGUGAUUUGCUUAAAAUGCUCAAGUUGCUUUGUCCCGACAGUCUGAACACAAACUGCUUAAACAGUAUACAGAAGUUCAAAGACUUCUUUUUCUCCCGUUCUGCAUCAUCCCCUAUUGUAUUGCAUAAAUAUUGCAGUAAUUGUUUUGGGUCAUUAGAAAGUGCACAAUUGGAAUGUCUGUCUUGUGGAGCUACUAUGUCAGAAGAAAAAUCCUCAUCCUUCAUAGAGAUUCCAAUUGAGGCUCAAAUAAGAUCAUUGUUUCUCAAGCCAGGUUUUCAGAAGAAGCUUAACUUUAGAUUUAGCAGGAAGAAAACGGAUCCCAACAAUGUUGAAGAUAUAUAUGAUGCAGAAGUUUACAAACAGCUUGUAGAUGGGGGUGGUCCUCUUAGUGACCCUAAAAACAUCUCACUUACUUGGAACACAGAUGGGGUACCUAUUUUUAAAUCGUCAAAGUUUUCAGUGUGGCCCUUUUAUUGUGUCAUUAAUGAAUUGAACGUCAUGGAACGCACAAAAAGAGAGAAUAUGAUAUUUGCUGGACUUUGGUAUGGGGAUGCAAAACCAUCCAUGGUUACAUUUCUUAGACCACUAAGUGACACACUGAGUAAACUAGCAGACAACGGAAUUCUUGUGCAACCUGCAGGGUUGACAUCUGAACCUUUUCUGUGUAAAGUGCUCACCAUUGCUGGAACAUGUGACUUGCCUGCUAAGGCAUUAGUCCUUAAUUCAGUGCAAUACAAUGGUAAAUUUGGAUGUCAUAAAUGUGAGCAGCCAGGAGAGACUGUGAGGACGGGGGAAAGGGGACAUGUCCAUGCAUUUCCAUACCAACAUGGGGAUCCAAAAGGGCCACUGCGCACAAAUGAAAAGUUUGCUUUUGAUAUGAAAAUCGCAAAUGAGACCAAAACCACUGUUAAAGGGGUUAAGGGUCCCUGUUGGCUUAGCAAACUUAAGGGUUAUAACCUUAUCAAAGGCACUGGCAUAGAUUACAUGCACUCAGUCCUUCUUGGAGUAAUGCGUCUUUUGAUGGUUAUGUGGUUUUCUACAGAGUUUUCUCGUCAGCCCUUCAGCAUGGCAAAAAAUGCCCAAAAUAGUUUUCAUAUAUUGGGUAAAGUUGUUUUCCUUGACUUGGCAUCUAUGCCUGGCAUUGUGUUCGCAGCUCAUUUUCCAAAUACGCUUGAAAAGUUUUAACCCAUUAAGACCUGAACUAGUCUAAGAACCCACAAAUCGAUUUAUCAUUGGAAUAACAUGCUCCCAUCUGACCGCUUGCCGUGAAUGCUUUGUAGAAGUACAAGGCAUCUUUAGAAUUUAUCGUAAACCUAUAUUUGAUGCAACAAAGGGCCUGUAUAGUGUAUGGUGGCAAGAUGAACUGCCUUUACUGUAUUUUCAGGGUGAAUCACUUGAUUAUUUAAAAAGUGUGCACUAUUAUUUUAAGAGUGUAUUAUUAUGUCUAAGACUCUUUUGACGCUCCAUACACAAUAGAG
Alosa sapidissima (American shad) is the source of this 2274-nucleotide messenger RNA. RefSeq lists its product as uncharacterized. The coding region runs from base 146 to 1981 and encodes 611 amino acids. Lineage: Eukaryota; Metazoa; Chordata; Actinopteri; Clupeiformes; Clupeidae. The record is from RefSeq and is a predicted model, not a curated record. The transcript is spliced from 5 exons.